Messenger RNA from Armigeres subalbatus, 1788 nucleotides. RefSeq names its product UV excision repair protein RAD23 homolog B (gene Rad23). Bases 215 to 1288 code for a protein of 357 amino acids. NCBI's taxonomy places the organism in Eukaryota, Metazoa, Arthropoda, Insecta, Diptera, Culicidae. Gene Ontology annotation, biological process: nucleotide-excision repair; proteasome-mediated ubiquitin-dependent protein catabolic process. The record is from RefSeq and is a predicted model, not a curated record. Gene Ontology annotation, cellular component: cytosol; nucleoplasm. The transcript is spliced from 3 exons. Gene Ontology annotation, molecular function: polyubiquitin modification-dependent protein binding; damaged DNA binding; proteasome binding.
AUUCCUGGUGUCUGUUGGCCGUGCUGCGGUGGAUGAUGCGAAGGCGAGCUGUCAAACUGGAAAUAUGAAAAUCAUUUACGAGUGCAAAUUCUGACCCAAAACUAGAGAAGGAAAUUGCGUUCUAAAUCGACCCCAACAACGAUUGUUUCGCCACAAAAGAGCAUUAUUCCUUCGGAGCGCAAAAAGCCAGCCAGAUUCCAAGAGUCGCGCAGUCAUGAAGAUCACCAUCAAAACAUUGAAGCAGGAGGCGUUCCACAUCGAGGUGGACGUCGAAAAGGACACGGUCCGGACGCUCAAGGAGAAAUUCUUCCACGAGAGCAAACAGGACUAUCCGGUCGAGCGGCAGCGGCUGAUCUACCUGGGCAAAAUAAUGGAAGACGAGCAGCCGCUUAGUCACUACAACCUGGACGACAAGAAGUUUGUUGUGGUUAUGAACAAGAAGCCCACGACGGCCCCGGCGGAACCAGCUGCCGCUAGCAGUACCGCCGCGACCGCAACGGCAGAGAAGAGCACGACAAAGAGCAGUGAGAGUGGGUCGCCCCAGACGGCGGCUGCUGCUGCUGCAGCAGGUAGCUCCGCCACGAGUGCCACCGCAAAGGCACCCGAGGAGAAGCCCAAGCCGGCGGAAAAGACGGAGGAGGCGAAACCGAAGGAGGACAAAAAGCCAGAGGAACCGCCCAAGGAUGACAUCGAAGUUAAGAUUCAGAGGAUAACGGAGAUGGGCUACUCGAUAGAGGAAGCCCGCAUCGCGCUGGAGAUCUGUGACAACAAUCCGGAUCGUGCCGUAGAAUAUCUGCUUUCGGAGAUAGCCACCAGCUCGAUGGGUGGAGGCGGAGGUGGUGGCGGCAACGACGGUGGCAGCGGUGCCGUCUCCGGUGGCGCAACCCAGGAAAGCAGACUGGCCUUCCUGCGGGAGCACCCGACCUUUCUCGAAAUGAAACGCUUGCUGCAGGAAGAUCCCAGCCUGUUGCCUCAUCUGUUGCAGAAAAUCCAAUCCAGCAAUCCGGAUCUGAUGCGCAUCAUCUCCGAGAACCAGGUAGAAUUUCUAACGCUGAUCAACGAGGGCACAGAAGAACCGACCGGUCGGAUGGGGGUCCCACGGGAACUGGAAACAACAGCCGCCGCCAUGGUGGAUAGCUUGACCCAAUCCGAUAUGGAUGCGAUCGAUCGACUGAAGGCGCUGGGAUUUCCAGAGCAUUUGGUUAUUCAGGCGUAUAUUGCAUGCGAGCGGAACGAAUAUCAAGCAGCGGAUUUUCUUGUCUCGCAGACCAUGGACGAUGACGACUAAGCGAAAUAUCCCCUUUCCUCCUCUCUCCUCUGAAAAUGCGAUUGAAAGUAAGUUUGACUGGAAUUUAUUUUAUUACAAAAAAUACCCACGAUCCAUCAUGUUUCCAUCGUCCAUUCUUAUCCCGGUUUCCCCAUAUUCCUGUUUAUAAACCCAGCCAUGGGUUUCUUACUAAUUAAGAACACACAAUAGUUGCUUGCCUUUGUGAUGGUAAAGAGAUAUUACCUUUGUUUCAUUACGCCCUGCAAUGCCCACAGUCACAGUUUCGCGUUUGACAGCUUUUGGUACUUUCUAUUGUUUUCUAGAUUCAGUUUUGAUGAUGAUGAUGGUGGUUAAGUAAACGAUUAGCUCUACUACUAAAAAUGGCAUAAUGAAACAAGUAAUUGUAGAACAACUAAAAUUUAAAUGAAUACCUAAACGUUUAUUGAAUGAAAUACAAACCAGAACAAAAAAACUAUCCAUUCUUGAAAUUUUUCCCCAAAUAAAAUUUAAGGACUAUUGUA